Molecule: messenger RNA, 3557 nt
Organism: Cajanus cajan (pigeon pea)
Lineage: Eukaryota; Viridiplantae; Streptophyta; Magnoliopsida; Fabales; Fabaceae
Product: phospholipase D delta
Biological process (GO): phospholipid catabolic process; phosphatidylcholine metabolic process
Cellular component (GO): plasma membrane
Molecular function (GO): D-type glycerophospholipase activity; calcium ion binding
Source: RefSeq, a predicted model, not a curated record
CUCUAUAUGGUUCUUCCAUUCACCCAAUUCGUUUUUUUUUUUUCUUAAAACAUUUCAAUGUGUAUAGGAGCUAGAAGAAAGCACGAAGUCCCUUGGUUCCAUUCCAUGCAAAUUCUAUGAAAAUCAUGUCUCCAAUCUCUCAGUCACUCCAUCAGCUUCCACCUCACCAAUCUUUCUCCCUCUCUCCUGUUUUUACAUUUGUUUUAUUAUUUUUAUUAUUAUUAUUUUCUCUCAUGCAUGGUUUUCGUUUGGAACUUGCCAAUUCUGGAACUGAAAAACCAAGAGAGAGAUGGGUUCCAAACUUCUAAACCAAUGAGAUUUGCCACCAUUUUCGGCCCAUGAAACCUCUCUCCUGCUUCUUGUGGACGUGGUGUUGGACCAUGCUCUGAAUUGCUCGCAACAUGUUACAUGAAUCCAUGAGCAUGCAAAAUUCUUUUCUUUUUCCUUUUUUAUUUUUAUUUUUUGCCAUUGCUUUCUUCUCCGUCUCUCUUUUCUCCAGGGAAUCAUUUUUCUUUUUCUCUUUUUGUUAAAAGAGACUCUCAGAAUUUGUUGAAGAGACAUGUUGACCUUGGCUUCAUGCAUGUCUUCCUUACAACCAAAAAGAUGAUGAUAUGAGAUAACUGAAAGGAUCUCAAGGUUGAAAUGGAUUGUGGCAAUUUCCAAAGCACUCCAAACAAGGAGUAUGAUGGCCAUAAGGAACCAAUUUUCUUACAUGGUGACUUGGAUCUCUUCAUAAUAGAAGCUAAGUCUCUUCCAAAUUUAGAUUUAUCUAGUGAAGCAGUUAGAAAAUGUAUCACUAUGGGCAGCAUGUGCCAUCCUCCAUUUAUAAAAGGACUAAAGACACACUCUGGAAAAGAUAAGAUGAUAACUAGUGACCCUUAUGUUUCUAUAUGCAUAGCUGGGGCCACCAUAGCUCAGACUAGAGUGAUUCCUAACUGUGAGAACCCUUUGUGGGAUGAGCAAUUUAUUGUGCCUGUUGCUCACCCUACUCAAAAGGUGGAGUUCCUUGUGAAGGAUAAUGAUAUUCUUGGGGCUGAACUCAUUGGAGUGGUGGAGAUACCUGUUCACAAGAUAAUUUCAGGAAAUGUUAUUAAUGAUUGGUUUCCCAUCAUUGGUCAGUAUGGAAACUGCUUAAAACCUUAUCCUGAGUUGCAUAUUUCUGUUCAGUAUAAGCCAAUUGGAGUGAUCCGUGCAGAAAGUAUCAGUAAUGGGGAUCUGAAUCUAGAGGUUCCUAAAACAUAUUUCCCUCUCAGGAAAGGAGGGAGUGUGACUCUGUAUCAAGAUGCACAUUUACCAGAUGGUAUGCUACCUGAAAUUCCACUUGAGGGUGGAAAAGUGUUUCAGCACACUAAAUGUUGGGAGGAUAUAUGCCAUGCAAUUUUGGAAGCUCAUCACAUGAUAUACAUUAUAGGAUGGUCAGUUUACCACCCAGUGAGGCUUGUCAGAGAGCCAACAAAACCAUUACCUUCUGGGGGAGAGCUUUCACUUGGAGAGCUGUUGAAGUACAAGUCACAAGAAGGACUCAGAGUCGUUAUGCUAAUUUGGGACGACAGAACUUCACAUGACAAGUUUCUUUUGAAAACAGAUGGUGUCAUGCAGACUCACGAUGAAGAAACUAAGAAGUUUUUUAAACAUUCCACUGUUCAUUGUGUGCUAUCUCCUCGUUAUGCAAGCAAUAAGCUCAGUAUUUUCAAGCAACAGGUUGUUGGAACCCUCUUUACGCAUCACCAGAAAUGUGUGAUUGUAGACAGUCAAGGUUCUGGGAAUAAUCGGAAAAUAACAGCUUUUCUUGGUGGUUUGGAUCUGUGUGAUGGAAGAUAUGAUACUCCUGAGCAUCGUCUUUUUAAUGAUCUAGAUACAGUAUUUCAUAAUGAUUUUCACAAUCCUACAUUUCAAUUAAGUUCGCAUUCGCAUGCACAUGCACCAAGGCAGCCUUGGCAUGACUUACAUUGCAAAGUUGAAGGUCCAGCAGCAUAUGAUAUAUUGACCAAUUUUGAACAAAGAUGGAGGAAGGCCAAAAAAUGGCGUGACUUCAGGCUCAAAAAGGUGACAAACUGGCAUGAUGAUGCUUUGCUAAGGCUAGACCGCAUUUCAUGGAUUGACAAACCUUCUCCUGGUUCCAAUGAUGAUAGAGCCGGUCAUGUAACUGAUGAAAAUGAUCCUGAGAGUUGGCAUGUGCAGGUAUUUAGGUCCAUAGAUUCUGGAUCUGUGAAGGGAUUUCCAAAGGAUUGUGACAAAGCUAAGGCUCAGAAUCUUUUAUGUGGAAAAAAUUUGAAAGUAGAUCAAAGCAUCCAUACUGCUUAUGUAAGAGCAAUAAGAUCUGCUGAGCACUUUAUAUAUAUUGAGAAUCAAUAUUUUUUGGGCUCCUCCUAUCAUUGGCCUUCAUAUAAAAAUAAUGCAGGUGCAAAUCACUUGAUUCCCAUGGAGUUGGCUUUGAAAAUUUCCAGUAAGAUCAGUGCAAAUGAACGUUUUUCUGUGUAUAUAGUUAUACCAAUGUGGCCAGAGGGUGUUCCAACAAGUGCUUCAGUUCAAGAAAUUUUGUUUUGGCAGGGACAGACAAUGUCUAUGAUGUACAAGAUUGUAGCUGAUGCCCUUAAAAAAGCAGGUCUCUCUGGUCAGUAUCAUCCACAAGAUUAUCUCAAUUUUUACUGCCUUGGAAAGAGAGAACCUCAAUCCUCAAAAGUUCCAUCACCGCCAAAUCAAUCUGAAAACCGCCCUUUGGUAUCAGUUAAAAGAUUCAGACGUUUUAUGAUUUAUGUUCAUGCAAAAGGAAUGAUAGUUGAUGAUGAAUACGUAAUUAUUGGAUCAGCAAAUAUAAACCAGAGAUCAUUAGAUGGUUCAAGGGACACAGAAAUAGCUAUGGGUGCUUCUCAACCAAAAUAUACAUGGACAGAAAAGAACUCUCAUCCACAUGGCCAGGUGUAUGGAUACAGAAUGUCACUGUGGGCUGAGCACCUUGGUAUUCUUGAAGAUGUUUUUGGUGAGCCUGACAGCCUGCACUGUAUUAGACAAGUCAACAAAAUAGCCAGACAAAACUGGGACACAUAUGUGUCUGAUGAAGGGAAUCAUUUGAGGGGACACUUAAUGCAGUAUCCAGUUAAGGUCAGCAAUGAUGGAAAAGUUAGUGCACUCGAUGAUUAUGACUCCUUUCCUGAUGUUGGUGGCAAAAUUCUUGGAUCACCAAAUUCACUUCCAGAUGCACUAACCACGUGAUUAACCAACCGAAAUCUUGGAAAAUUCCCCAACAAAUAUAUAGUUGCUAAGAAUUGCAGCUCAAAAAAUGGUAAUGAUGGUAAAACCAAUUUAUUCACUUAGAGUCUAUUUAGAUAGAGAGUUAGAAAAACUUUUGUGAGUUUCUUUAUCGGGAAAAAAAAAUCUAAUCAAGAAACUUUCAAAAUUUUGUCAAAUUUGUAUUAAAGCAGACUCUUAAAAUUAUUUCAAGAAACAUGAUAUGUAACAUUAUGGGAUGGUCCUAAUGCAGCUAAAUGACUACCUUUUGUAUGUAAAAUUCUUUAUUUGAUAGUGAGUGCAUAAAUCUCUAGUUCUCUAUGUAUUUA